This is a messenger RNA of Oryzias melastigma (Indian medaka), 2606 nucleotides long. It is a transcript of the gene dipk1a, whose product is annotated as divergent protein kinase domain 1A. The record is from RefSeq and is a predicted model, not a curated record. The transcript is spliced from 5 exons. NCBI's taxonomy places the organism in Eukaryota, Metazoa, Chordata, Actinopteri, Beloniformes, Adrianichthyidae. Bases 676 to 1881 code for a protein of 401 amino acids.
UACAUGCGAUGCAAACUAAUCAUAAGUUUGUUUUUUCCUUGUCAAUACCUGAAUAAAUCUCUCUGUAAAAUGCCAUGCAUUAUUUUUAUAGUUUUUUGGGUAAAAAAGAAUUAUCAGAAAGUGAAUUUUCAGCUUAAUUUUCUUUAUACAUGUCACUUAUCAUGAGAGAAAUGUCACAAGAACAUGAUAAAACACAAAAAAAAACAAAUUUCUUUGGAGUGAGUCUUUAUGAAUACAGAUACAGAGAACGUAUUGUGACUAAAUCCCUAUUUUAAAAAGUAUGCUUUUUUUUAAAUUACAACUUUAAAACCAAUAGAAUUUUUUAAGAAUUGUCUUAUAGUGUGAUGGAGUUUUAGGACCACUUUACAAGCAAAAAAAAAAAAAACUGCAGCUUUAAAGUCCUAAAUUUACAAGAAAAAAUCAUAAAUUUACAAGAUUUAAAGUUGUAAAUGUAACUAAUUAAGCGUUUUAUCCAUACACCACUAGGUGGAGCCCUUGCAGCAUUCAAAGAGAGCUCAUCAUCACAACCUCUUCCUCCAGACUCACAGCAUCUUUUACUGAUAACUUCUGCCCUGAACUACCACUAUCCUGCAGAAAACCCAAGAGGCGAGAACAAGAUUCUGUAUUAGAGCUGAGUGCCUGAUCUCAUCAUCAGCCAAGUUCUCCUUCCUGCACAUGAAAUACUUGUUCUUCUCUUGGCUGGCGUUGUUUGUGGGAAGCUGGAUCAUGUACGUGGAGUACUCAUCCUACACAGAACUCUGUCGAGGGAAGGACUGCAGAAACUCCAUUUGUGACAAAUACAGGAAAGGCGUCAUCGGAGGCUCGGCCUGCAGCAGCCUCUGUGAGAAAGACACCCUUUAUCUGGCAAAGUGCCUCACCGCCAAAGUCAACAAUCAGGUUUACUCAGGGAAAUGGGCCGACUUGGAGGGUAUAAUAAAGUGCCAGAUGGAGGAGCCUCCUCGAGAUGGUUUGGAAGUCGAGAUGGAGCCGAGGAAGGAGGCGACUGCCUUCAACAAGCCCACCAAAGGAACUUCGGUGGAAACCUUCAGGGAGAUGAUAAAUGACCACUUUAAGGCUAAAGUUGGCGAUCAGGCCAACCUUGUGGACAUGACGACCCAAGUGUUAUCUAUUGCUGAUGCUAAUAAAGACGGCUACAUCUCACUGCCGGAGGCUCGGUCCACGUGGGCUCUGCUGCAGCUCAACGAGUUCCUGCUAGCAUUUGUCCUCCAGGGACACACACCCAAACUGCUGGGUUUCUGUGGAGACCUGUAUGUGAUGGAGAAGGUCCCACACUCCCCCUUGUAUGGGAUAAGCCUGCCUUGGAUCAUGGAGAUGUGCAUCCCAAAUAGCCUGCGCCGCAGCAUGGAUCAGUGGUUCACCCCGCCAUGGCCCCAGAAGGCCAAGAUCUCCAUCGGGCUGCUGGAAUUGGUCGAAGACAUUUUCCACGGCACAUUCGGGAGCUUCCUCAUGUGCGAUGUGAGCACGGCUUCUUUCGGCUACAACGACCGGCACGACUUCAAGGUGGUGGACGCGCGCUACAUCGUUCCCGAGGCGACGUUCCAGGAGAGAAUUCGGCAGCAGCAUUGCAACGUGGACGAGGACUGUUUGUACGGCGCCGACUGCCUCACCACCUGCGAUCUCACCAAGCAUCGCUGCACAACUGAAGUCACCAGGCCCAACUUGGCCAAGGCCUGCGAGACCCUUAAGGAUUACAUCCUGAGGGGGGCGCCGUCCGAUGUGAGUGAGGAGCUGGAGAAGCAGCUGUACGUUUGCAUAGCACUGAAGGGGUCUGCGGAUCAGAUGGAAAUGGAGCACUCGCUGGUUCUGAACAAUCUGAAGACGCUGCUGUGGAAGAAGAUCUCUCACACGAAAGAUUCUUGAGUUCCAGAAUGACUCUUCAAGAUCAACACACGUUCAACCUUCCAUCUAUAAUUUAUAUGUAUUUUGAAUUUCUUCUGCAACUUAAUCGAGGAAAAAAAAAAAAAAAUCAUGGUAGUCAAUUUUACAAAGGAAAAAUUAAAUCAGCCCCACAAACCAGAACUGUUUUGUCAGCACAACAGCUAAUCUGAUCUCAUUUGCUUGAUAAAGAAAGAACACCAGAGCACAGACUCUUCUCUGAUAUUUAUUAGAACAACUUUCAGCGUGUGUCCUGAAAGCAAACUCCUCAGUCUGCAUCCUCCUGUUCCUGAGCGCGGAGGAAGCUGGCCUUCUUCUGGGCGACGCGGUCUUUUCUCUGGGCCAGGGAGAGCUUGGCACGAUUCCACCUGACGAACCACAAGCACAAAUGAAAUGCUGGUAUUUGUUUGACAAGACAAGUCUGCUCUGUUAGUGUUAACCUGCCAGGACAUAAAGGCAUCAGAGACAAGAUGCUUAGUGCCCCCUAUUGGGAACAGAUUGUAACUGCAACAAUGACUGAUUUUUGUCAAUAAAAGUUGUACCAAACAAAGAAAAACUAGAUGAAUAUUUUGUUGGUGCACAAAAAAGGAAUACGACUGAUCAUUAAAAAGCAGUGAUUCUGACACUUUUCAAAGCAACAUUUGCCGUAGCAUCCAGCCCAACUUAUACAACAUUUUCCACAAUUAAGUCUUAAUUUAAAAGAAAAAAAA